UCGUUGCAGCCGGUGACCUCACGCGUGCAAGCGAAGAUUGGAAGUUGCACAGCCUGUGCCUCUUGCAUUUAACGGAGGAUGAAGCGCAAAGCGAGCGGUUCGGCUCGAGGCACGCAGCCGACGGACAAAAGAUUUGCGAGAGAAAAGGACUUGACUUCCUCUACCUCGUACAAUCCUGCGAACGAAUCCCUUGAAGAGGACGAUGAAGGGUCAAACAGUGGCUUCGAAGACCUGGAAGCGGAGAAUGCUACAGAAACCGGUCUCUCGGGUGGAUCGUACGGGGAAGAAGAGGACGGCAGCGAGAUGGAGGGCGGCUUCGUCGAUCUAGAGGCCGAAGAAGAAGACAACGCGGAGGGUGACGAUGUCGUCGAAGGCGAGCAAGGGGAUUCGAUUGGAGCAAACGCAGAUGAUGCUGAGGCAGGAGCCACUACUAAUGCAACUGGCAAAUCAAAGCGUAUCUCGUCGCUGUACGCAAUCCCGACCAACGAAGAAAUGCAGGGACUUCGAGAAACAUCUGAGCUGUUCAAGAACAACGUGAUCAAAUUGCAGAUCGAGGAAUUGCUUCAAGAAGUACGACCCUCUUACGAAAGGGCUGGUGCUCUCGAGCUCGUCCUCCGACGGCUUCAUCUUCUGCUUUCUGGACUGCCCUCUAUUGAGCAACAGGCACUCCCUACAGCCAUCGAAGCGGCCCAGAAGCUCUUCAAAUCUUUCUCAUCGAUCUCAAUUCCAUUCGCAGACCCCGCACCACGUACUGACGGAAAAACGCAGCACAAAUUUGGCUUUGCACCUCCUGAAGGGCUCCAUUUGGUUGGCAGCUGGCCACUCAAGAGCGCCACAAAGCGUCCCGAAGGUAUGGACGUCGAUGUCGCUGUGAUCAUGCCUUCUCGUCUGUUUCAGGAGAAGGAUCACUUGAAUCUUCGAUAUGCGCACAAAAGGGCCUUCUUCCUUGCUGUUCUGGCCUCGGCCAUUCGAGACGCUUCACAGCCGUCGUCGACAAGAAAAGUGGAAAAAGCUGGGGAGUCGAGUGAGGCAGGGCUACCAAUAGGGCUGUCGUGGGAGCUUUUGGACGCAGAUCCGCGCCGACCCAUUCUGGUCCUCACUCCUACACACGGCAAAACAGAUGCAGACUUUAGCAAGCUCAAAGUUCGAAUCCGCAUCCAUCCUGCGUACGAUCCCGCAUCUAUUCCAUUCAACUUUUCACGACUCGCUCCAAGCCGCAAUUCGAUUCGUGUCAACGUAGCUGCCUCGUCUACAGACGCCAUGGAGGAUGUGGACGAUAUUGACCACCUGUCUGUCUCGUCUGCUACGGCCAUUUACAAUACAACGGUCCUAAUGGACGGCUUAGCACUUGCCCAUCUCGUGUAUCUGCACAAGACUGCGCAGGCUUGCCCAUCUUUCCAAGACGCCUGCUCGCUCCUCAAGACCUGGGCCUUUCAGCGCGGCUUUGGAUCGGGUGCAGGAAGGAGGCGCAAGGACACCAAAAAUGCAGCUCGUGAUUACCGGUAUAUGCUCGUUGGUAGUGGCAGUGCGCGGUUUAUCCUGACCAUGAUUCUCGCGCAUCUGCUGCAUGGCGAGGCGAAGAAGGGAACAACAACGGAGAGAGCCAAGUUAUCCAAUGGGCUGAGUAGCUAUCAACUCUUUCGUGGGGUCUUGGAUUGGCUCUCAAAGCAUGACUUUGCCGCUUCCCCGGUGGCGAUGAAGCAUAUCGAGGGCAUCCCGUCGAUGCAAGCGAAGAUUCCUGCCGAUGACUUCCGCAGGCAUUUCGAAUGCGUACUUGUUGAUCCGACCGGGUGCAUCAAUCUCCUCGCAUCCUUGCCGGUAGGGAACAUCAACAAGCUCCAGUAUGAAGCGAAGCGUACCUUGACUCUCAUGGACGAUGGUGAAGGAGACAACUUCGGCACCGUCUUCUUGUCAGACCUCUCUGCGCCUUAUUUCUCAUUCGACGAGGUGGUGCAAGUCGCGCACGGAGCAAUCCAGAAGCUUGCCCUAGUGGAAGGCGACGGGGCGAAAGUCUUGCAGGCGCUGGCCAGGGCCGACAUCGGCGGUCGUAGUGCAUCCGCAUGCAAAGAAAUGGUCUCAAACUUGAGGCGAGGCCUUGCGGAUCGUGCAAAUGUCGUAGCGGUGCUCGCAAAUGCUGACGAGGCUAGCGGCUUGGUCCGUCUGUCAGAAUUCGAAAAGGCGGUCGCUCCAAGCUCUCAAAACAUAAUCGGUAUCUCAUACAACAUCGAAAAUGCACUGCGCAUUGUAGACCAUGGACCUGCGCCCACUGACGCAGAGGUAGCUGCCUCCUACCGCAAGUUCUGGGGUGACGUGGCUGAGCUGCGCCGCUUCAAGGAUGGACGCGUAUUGGAGAGUAUCGUGUGGAAGUCCACUGCUGCCACGCGGCGAUGGACGGUGCCACGCCAAGUUGUUCAGCACGUGCUUGCGCGACAUCAUGGCAUUUCAUCAAAGGAUAUUGUCUUCUUCGGAGCCUCUUUCGACGGCUUGCUCGACGUGGAUCGCAAUCUCUCACUCAAAGCAUUCCUGUCUUCGCCACAGGAAAAAGGCUUUCAGCUUGUCCAAGCUGCUUUUGCCGAUUACUGCAGAGCUUUGCGAUCGACGGACAUGCCGCUCUCGCUCAGCAGCAUUGUUCCGACGAGCUCGGCGCUUCGAGGUAUGAGCACAUUUGUACCCGGUCCACUCAACGUCAACGGCUUGGGAACCAAAGUACCAGAUGUGGCAUCUUACCUCCCAGCUCAACAAGUGGUCCUGACAUUUGAGAGCUCAGGCCGCUGGCCGGAUGACCUGGCGGCUAUCCAACCCAUGAAGGCUGCUUUCUUCGAGCGCCUAGCCACCUCGAUAGCGGACAAGGUCCAGGGCUCGCUUGCUCGGGUCCUCUUUGAUGCCCAGGCGCCUGAUCUAGCCGAUUGCUGCGCUUUGGAGGUAAUCAUGCCAACCGGCUUUGCCUUUCAAGCAAGGAUCCAUCACGAUCGUGAGAGGGUGCUAUUGCGACGGAUCUUGGACGACAAGCUUGGCGAGACUCCGAAACGCAAGAAUCUCGCUCGGUCUGCCUUGGCGCUUCACGACAGACGUUUCACCCAUGCUUCUCGUCACCACAUCGCCAUGAACAUCCUUACCCACAAGUUUGCUGCGCUUUCAGAGACGGUACGGCUUGCAAAAAGAUGGGUCGCAGCGCAAAUGGUAGGCUCACACGUUCCAGAGGAGAGUGUCGAGCUGCUCUGUGCAAGUAUCUUCCUUAGCCUCGGUGACGCAGCUCCUGCUUCUGGACCAUCAGGGUAUGUCCUUUUCCUGCACAAACUCGCUUCUUGGGCUUGGCGCGAAGAGCCGGUGGCGGUCCCUCUGUUCACGGCAUCGCAAGCUCCGGAGGAAACCAAGUCAGCAGCCUUUCCAGAACAUAUCUCAAGGCAAGUCAGUCAAGCGUUCCAGCGCACAAGGAGCUCAGAUCCAAGUCUCUCGCAGCGUGCGUGGUUCAUUGCGACCGAGCAAGAUGUUCAGGGUAGCUGCUGGUCGGAGAGCCGCCCUUCAGUGAUGAUUGCAGACGCCCUGCGGCAGCUGGCACGAAGUAGCAUCGAAAUCCUCAAGACACCAGCUGCUAUUCCGGCGAUACGAGAAAAGAUCUUAUUCACGCCGCCUACCGCAACGUAUGACUUUCAGAUUCACCUCCAACCGCACCUACUGCCACGCUACAGCGAAUCUCUCGUGUACACCGAGGCAAAGUGGGAUCCGUCAGUGGCAUCGCAUGAAUAUCGCAACUUGUCUGCCGCUAAUCAGCGCUCCAGCAUCCUUGGCCAUGAGCCGAGGCCUGGCUUCGACAGUUUAACAGCCUUUGCACAAUUAUUGGAGCACCUCUACGGCGAUAGCUUCAAAGUUUUCUACGACCCGCACGGCGGUACGACCAUUGCGGGGCUUUGGAAUCCGGCGCUGAGCAACGAGCGGCCGCACAAGGUCGCGCUUGGCUUCUCCAGCGAGCCCGUUAUGAAGGCUGAUGCGCAGAAGGAAGCAAAGGCCAAGUCGAUUCGCAUCAACCAAGCGGCGAUCCUCGCAGAGGUUGAGCGUUUGGGUAAAGAUUUGAUUGUAAAGAUUGAGCGCAAGUAGAGGCACAUCCGCCAUGCAGUGGAUAGACAACUUGCAUGUGAAAGGAUGACUGUGACGGAGCUUGUUUUA
Molecule: messenger RNA, 4164 nt
Organism: Tilletiaria anomala UBC 951
Lineage: Eukaryota; Fungi; Basidiomycota; Exobasidiomycetes; Georgefischeriales; Tilletiariaceae
Product: Nrap protein
Exons: 4
Coding region: 79-4095 (1338 amino acids)
Biological process (GO): tRNA export from nucleus; rRNA processing
Cellular component (GO): UTP-C complex; small-subunit processome; CURI complex
Source: RefSeq, a predicted model, not a curated record